This is a messenger RNA of Myxozyma melibiosi, 3423 nucleotides long. Its product is annotated as condensin complex subunit 1. Gene Ontology annotation, molecular function: histone binding. The coding region runs from base 1 to 3423 and encodes 1140 amino acids. The record is from RefSeq and is a predicted model, not a curated record. Lineage: Eukaryota; Fungi; Ascomycota; Lipomycetes; Lipomycetales; Lipomycetaceae. Gene Ontology annotation, biological process: meiotic chromosome condensation; mitotic chromosome condensation; mitotic cell cycle. Gene Ontology annotation, cellular component: condensed chromosome, centromeric region; nucleus; condensin complex. The transcript is spliced from 6 exons.
AUGGCCGACUUUGAUCUGUCAGAGUACGUGACAAGUUACUUGUCAGAGCCAAGUUCGCUCAUCUCGCCCGAUUAUGUCGCAGAUGACUUGGAAGAUGCCCUUGACAUCGUUAUCGAAGCUCUCGCGAUGGACUCUGCCGCCAUCGCGCAGAGUAACUAUUUCGAGACCUUGGAAUGCAUUUUACUAAAUUUCUCUUCGAUAUCGAUCAAGUGCAAGGCAAAGUUGGCUGAUCUGAUCAUCUCGGGACUUUCAGCGCAGGCAGACACCGCCAAUCAACUCGUCAACAGCGACGAGCUGGAAAGCUUCCCUCAGCAGAAGCAGUUGCUUGAAAUCUACGGCUUUCUUAUCCAGUGGACUAUUGCAGUAAUCGAGACCGCAUUCGAGCAAGCUCAGCAAGGAACUUCGAAAGCAAAAUCAAAGAACAAGACACAUGGUACAAAUUCCGUCGACUCAAGCUUUGCUGUUGAAUAUUUCCAGAGUGCGUUUGAUGCUAUCUGCAAAGUGGAGAAAAUCAAACUGUCUAAGCUUUUUGUGACUACUUCUGAGCGAGACCUGUUCAUUAGUCUCUUCACGAGAUCGGCUUACUUGAUUCUCGAGAACGAACAGAACGUCAAGAAUGUUCCUAUCCGUAUGCACGUAUUCAAAACGCUGUGCAUGGCAAUCAAGUUCCAUGGUCAUGGAUUUGCCGCCCAAACAUCGCUGGUACAGAACUUGCUCUAUUAUGACCAUCUUUCUGAAACCAUUGCAGAGUUUCUUCAAAUUCUCUCGGAGCAGUACGAUCAUACACAGCUAGCUGAUGAGAUUCUUCGCGACCUCAGCAGCAGAGAGUUUUCCAACAAUGACACGAAGGGCCCCAAGUCUGUUUCCCUAUUCCUCGUGAGACUUUCAGAGACUCUUCCUCGAGUGGUGAACCAAAAGAUGACCCUGUUGGUCAAAUACUUGGAUUCUGAGUCUUACACAUUGCGAUGUGCAAUCAUCGAAGUGUGCGGCAAUCUAAUUGUCGAUCUUUCUAAUCUCGAGGACGACUCCGAGACACACAAAGCUCAGAUGAAUACCUUCUUUGAUGUCCUAGAGGAAAGAUUCUUAGAUGUGAACCCAUACUGCAGAUCCAAGGUGUUGCAGGUCUUCAGCAAACUAUGCGAUCUUGAGAUUAAGUUCUUGCCCCGCAGACAGCGGGUUGCUGAUUUUUCAAUCCAGAGCCUGAACGACAAGUCCAGCCAUGUUCGUCGUAACGCUAUCAAGCUGAUCUCGCGUAUGCUGUCAACUCAUCCAUUCAGUGUUAUGCAUGGAGGUCAGCUUGAUAUCAAGGAGUGGCAAGAGCGCUUGGACAAGGUGAAUGCAGAGAUCAAAGUCGCACAGCCACCUCUUGAAGAGGACGCAGUGGAACAUAAUCCCGGUGACCUUUCUCGCAUUGAUGAAAAUCUUUUAGACAACCUUUCCGAAAAUGGUGACGAGAAUGCUGGCAAUGAUACUGUCAUUCGGGAGCAAUAUGAAACUAUGGAGCUAAUCAACAAGCUGAAGCUCACCAAGCAGUACUAUACCGAAGCUCUUACCUACAUACAGAGUCUGCAUAAAGCUAGUGAGAGUAUCUGUUCGCUACUGUCUGCCAAGAACAAGAGCGAAGUUAUCGAGGCUAUGGAUUUCUUCGUUGUUGCUGAUGCAUAUAAGCUGCAGCCAGCAAAGGACGGAAUUCGGAAAAUGUUGCAUCUGAUCUGGACGAAUGCGAACAACGACGAAGGAAAGGGUGUUCAGAACCAUUUGAUUGAAUGUUAUCGAUCAUUGUUCUUUACCGCCCCCGAGGAGUUCUCAGAGGGCGACACCUGCACAUUCAUCGCUCGUAACCUGAUCAGUUUGACGUACGGAGCGACUGCUGCUGAGCUUACUUCACUGGAACGACUUUUGAUUACAAUGAUGAAGAACAACCAGAUGCCGCAGCUCGUCAUUCAAAAGCUGUGGCAAGUAUACGGCGUGCAGCAGCGAGAUAUUUCCAAGUCGCAGAGACGCGGCGCCAUUAUUAUCCUAGGCAUGCUCGCUGCUUUCGAUAGUGGUAUCGUUGUGCGCGAGCUCGAGACUCUUUACCAUGUCGGUCUGGGAACAUACGGUAAGCAAGAUUUAGUUCUUGCCCGAUACACCUGUGUUGCGCUUCAGAGAAUGGCUUCCGCGACUCAAAAGCUACCAGAGGAUCAUGCUAUCUUCCAGAGGCUCUGUUCCAUAAUAGAAGCUUACUCAGAGAACAAGGAGUGGUAUCCACUUGCUGAGCAAGCCAUUAAUGCUGUAUUCAGCUUGGCCAAGAAGCCAGACUUGCUGUGUGGAAAUGUCAUAAAACAGAAGACAAGAGCUGUGUUUGGAAACGAGGUAUCCGAGUCCUCGAAGCCUAUGUCCACAACGUGUGCUCUGUCGCAGCUGCUAUUCAUAGUUGGGCAUGUUGCUAUUCGUCAACUUGUGCAAAUGGAAAUGAUUGAGAAUGAAUUCAAACGAAGGAAGAUUGCUUCAGAGAAAGGUGAGUUAAUAAGGAAUUCUAAAGUAUGCCAUGUGUGUGCUAACUUUCUUGUAUUCUCAACAGAUAACCAAUCUCCCAGCACAUCAAAGGACGAGUUGGACUUGAUUACAGGUACCUCGGAGGAUGAUUUCAGUGAUGCGAUGGGUCAGAUCAGAGAGCGGGAGCUACUUUACGACAACAGAGCCUUGUUGACACGGUUUGGCGCUAUGGUCACUGAGAUCUGCUCUGACAAUCUCAAGUACAACGACCCUCAGCUUCAGAUUAUGUCUACUCUAUGUAUGGCCAAGUUUAUGUGCGUUUCUGCCGCGUACUGUGAAUCUCAUUUGCCGCUCCUCUUGACUAUUCUGGAGAGAUCAAAGGACCCGGUGACUCGCAGCAACAUAGUCAUUGCCCUCGGCGAUAUGGCUGUAUGCUUUAAUCAUAUCAUUGAUGAGAACACUGAUUUCCUAUAUCGGAGAUUGCAUGAUCCUGAUUCAGCUGUUCAGCGGACUUGCUUGAUGACCCUGACGUUCUUGAUUCUUGCUGGUCAGGUUAAAGUCAAGGGCCAGUUGGGCGAGAUGGCAAAAUGCCUCGAAGACGGAGAGAAGAGUAUUGCAGACCUCGCGAAGAUGUUCUUCGGCGAGCUUGCGAGAAAGGAUAACGCUAUCUACAACUCUUUUACAGACAUCUUCAGUACGCUCACUGCAGACCAGGAUCUGGACGAGAACAGUUUCAGACGAAUUAUCAAGUUUCUCACUUCGUUCAUUGAGAAGGAGAGACACGCUAAACAGUUGGCUGAGAAGCUGGCUGCAAGACUCCCUAGAUGCGAGACAGACAGACAGUGGAACGAUGUCACAUUUACGCUCUCAUUACUUCCGCACAAGAGCGAGGAGAUCCAGAAAGUGGUUCAGGAGGGCUUCAAGGUUGUGUCUUCCAACGCGUGA